AUGAUGAAUCACAUAAAAAAAAUAGUAACAGAUGGCUUCUUUAAGGGCAAUAAAGUCUUCACAGUUAUCAACUGCCCCAAUAACCAAACCAGCCUAUUUCCUGUUAAACGAGCUGAAAUGAAGAAGCAAAAAUGUAUCCAGGAAGAUCCUGAAACCAAGAUCAACCCUUUUGAUUUUCUCUCAGAAGAAAUCGUGUUUUCAAUCUUAGACUACCUCAUACCAAACCCAUUUGAUCGAAAAUCAUUCUCUUUAGUCUCAAAAUCUUUCUACUCAAUUGAAUCUCGCCAUCGGAAAACGUUAAAACCCUUCCCUCGUACCUCUAAUGAUCAUCGUCAUGAUCAAUUAAAAAAACUUCUAAAACGAUACCCAUUUGUUACCCAUCUCGAUCUUUCCCUCUGCCCUCGAAUCACUGAUGGUUGUUUGUCAUACAUCGCGAAUUCUUGCGGAAAAGCCUUGAAAUCCAUCGAUCUUUCUAGGUCUAGGUUCUUUACACAAGUGGGGCUCUCGUAUUUGGUUUCAAACUGUGUUAAUUUGGUGGAUAUCGAUCUGUCAAACGGUGUACAUUUGAAUGACACUGCAGCUGCAGCUGUUGCUAGUUGCCGGAGUUUGGAGAGGCUGAGUUUGACUAGGUGCAAGUCGUUGACUGAUAUUGGAAUUGGGUGUAUUGCAGUUGGGUGUUCGAAUUUAAGGGUUUUGAGCUUGAAAUGGUGUUUGGGUGUUAGUGAUUUAGGGGUGGCUUUGAUUGGUGUCAAGUGUAAGAAGAUUAGAAGCUUGGACCUUUCUCACUUGCUGAUCACGGAGAAAUGCUUACCUUCACUUUUAAAGUUGGAAUUUCUUGAAGAUUUGAUUUUGGAAGGAUGUUGUGGAAUCAAUGAUGAAAGUCUUGUAUCCCUCAAACAAGGGUGGAAGUCACUCAAGACGUUGAAUAUGUCGUAUUGUGAUAAUAUCACACAUGUGGGAGUUUCUUCAUUAACAAGCAAAGCCAAUUGUCUUCAAAACCUUAACUUAUCAUAUGGGCCACUAGUAACUCUUCCACUUUCUGAAAGUCUACAAAAGCUUUCUCAAUUGCAAUCAAUUCGCUUAGAUGGAUGCCAAGUCACAUGUUUGGGUCUCAAAGGCAUUGGAAAUUGGUGUGUAUCACUUAAGGAGCUAAGCUUAAGUAAAUGCUCGGGUGUUACAGAAGAUGGGCUUUCAUCAAUUGUGAAGAAACACACGGAUUUAAAAAAGUUAGACAUCACAUGUUGUAGAAAGAUUACUCAAAUUUCAAUUGCCCAUGUGACAAAAUCUUGUGGGUCCCUUGUUUCUUUGAAGAUGGAGUCGUGUACACUUGUUCCCUUUGAAGCUUUCUUUUUGAUAGGGCAAAAUUGUCAUUUUCUUGAGGAGCUUGACCUUACUGAUAAUGACGUUGAUGAUGAAGGCCUAAAGUUUAUCUCAAAAUGUUCUCAACUCUCUAUCUUAAAGCUUGGAAUAUGUAUGAAUAUAAGUGAUGAGGGGCUUAUUUAUAUUGGAAAUGGAUGCCCAAAACUUAAAGAGCUCGAUUUAUACAGAUCAAUUGAAAUCACAGAUAGGGGGAUUUCUUCUAUUGCUCAUGGUUGCCCUUCACUUGAAAUCAUAAACAUUUCUUAUUGUGAAAACAUCACUGAUAGCUCAUUGAUUUCAUUGUCAAAUUGUUCAAAGUUAAACACACUAGAAUCCCGAGGAUGCCCUCAUAUCACAUCUUUAGGGCUCAAAGCCAUUGCCAUUAGAUGCAAACAAAUCUUAAAGCUAGACAUCAAGAAAUGUCACAAUGUGAAUGACUCAGGAAUGAUUCCACUUGCUCAAUUUUCACAUAACCUCAGACAGAUAAAUUUAUCGUAUAGCUCGGUGACAGAUGUAGGGCUAUUAUACCUAGCUAGCUUAGGGUGUUUGCAGAGUAUGACAAUUCUUCACAUGGAAGGGUUGACUCCAGUUGGACUUGCAGCUGCAUUGUUUGGAUGUGGAGGCCUAAUGAAAGUGAAGCUUCAAUCAUCUUUUAGAACUCUGCUACCACGAUUAGUUCUUGAGCAUUUAGAAGCUCGUGGUUGUGUUUUUCAUUGGAGAGAUAAAGUCUUUCAGGCUGAAUUGGAUCCGAAAUGUUGGAAACUACAAGCAGAAGACAUUGAAUAGGCGUAAUUUCCAUUUCCAUUUUAUAUCUAGUGUGUAUGCAUAAAAGCAAACUGCCUAGAAAUGGUUUGGAUUUCUGUAUGAUGAUGGAAAAUCAUGGUUCUUUUCCAUGCGGAUGGAUUGUACAAAUGUAGUUUGAUUCCUACAAGGUUAAGAGACUUGUAUUAGCUUUCUAUUUGACUUUUAAUGAUUUGUAUUAGAGACAACUUGGUUUUGAAGUUGAUAUGUGGUAAUGUAAAUGAGUUGAGUAUUGAUGGUAUUAUAGUCCGUUUACAAAGUGGGGUGUU
Messenger RNA from Lactuca virosa, 2429 nucleotides. Lineage: Eukaryota; Viridiplantae; Streptophyta; Magnoliopsida; Asterales; Asteraceae. The record is from the annotation of a GenBank genome assembly.